Molecule: messenger RNA, 3033 nt
Organism: Cryptococcus amylolentus CBS 6039
Lineage: Eukaryota; Fungi; Basidiomycota; Tremellomycetes; Tremellales; Cryptococcaceae
Exons: 10
Coding region: 1-3033 (1010 amino acids)
Biological process (GO): Golgi to plasma membrane transport; exocytosis
Cellular component (GO): exocyst; cytoplasm
Source: RefSeq, a predicted model, not a curated record
AUGGCGGCCCCUGCGACUCCCCCCCGCCGCCCUGCCAAGCGCGUCACCCAGCAGCCAGCCCGCCCACGUGACCCUGCUAUAGAGAGGGCCCUGCAGCUGUCGACAUUCGAGGGCAACUAUGGCACCGAAGAGUUCAUCUCGGUCCUCAGCGACAAGCUCAUCGACAGCUCAAAGACUACCCCGGGUCCGUUUAACCCGGCGCCGUUCCUGCAGACGUUCUCGCCCGCGCUCGACUCGUUGUUGGCUCUGCGCGCCCAAGUCGCAGAGCGUACCAAGAAGAUGGAGACCGACGUCCGGCGUGCCGAGCGCGAGUACGGCAAGCGUCUCAGAGAGCUUGACGGGGGCUUCGAGACUAUCGGCAAAUCAUUCACCAACCUCGAAAGCAAAAUCACCGACGUGGGCCGUACUGCUAUCCGCAUAGGCGAACAGCUCGAAUCCCUCCACCAAACCCGGUCCACUGCUCAGUCCACGUCCCUUCUUUUAUCGUACUAUCUCUCAGCGACACACGCUUCCGCCACCGACGACCAGACGAGCCCGCUCGAGCAGCUCUUUGCGACGAGGGCGAGCAGGGCAGGGAGGGAAAAGCUAGCGGUGGUGCUGAGAAGGUUGAUGAUUGUGGCGAAGGAUGUAGCGGACAAUGCUGCUACGGCCUUGCUCGAGGCGGAGCAGGGGGGGAAGGAAGGGGAUGAGUCUAGUGUGGCGGUGGAUCAGCGGUUGGUGGGCAAGAGAAGGAGGGAGAAGGAGCGGGGGGAGAGGGUGAGGGACCAGAUUGAGUGUUAUUGUGAGAGGUUUGAGAAGGAGCUCUUGAGGCUUUUCGAUAGGAGUUAUAGGAAGGGUGAUCCGAGGACGAUGGCUCAUUGUGCCAAGACGCUUCAAGAGUUUAAUGGUGGAGCUUCUUGUAUCCAGAUAUACGUCAACCAGCACGAUUUCUUCAUCAAAGACCACCACCUCGACGAAUCCUCUUCCCCCGACACUGUCGACCUCUGGGCGGAAAUUGCAAACCCCGACUCGCCCGCCCCGAAAUCAGAGCCUGCGUUGGAAAAGCUCUGCGCGUCGAUUAGGGAGACGAUAGCGCAAGAGAGCCAGAUUAUGAAGGCGGUUUUCCAUCCGAACAGUAGUGCGGUCAUGGAAGGGUUCCUGCAGCGCAUCUUUGCGCAAGUCAUUCAACAGCAUCUUGAAAACCUUGUAUCCCGCGCUGCAUCAACUUCCACCCUCGCCCUCCUGCGUAUCCUCCACCUCACCCACACUAUCUGCUCCGCCCUCGUCGACGACCUUAAAGCAUACGACGGCGUCCUCACCUCUCCCCUCGGCCCGCGCUCUUCUCUCGACGCUGGGUCUUCUAGUGGUGGUGGGGAGGGGUCGGGGAAGGGAGCGGGCGCGGGGACGUUGAGUGCGUAUUUGGAUAGGGCGUUGGAGGAGAUGUAUGUACCGUGGUUGGAGGGGAGUAGGUAUUUGGAGAGUGAAAGUAAGAAUUUGGUAGAGUUGUAUGCUGGGCUGCUUUCCAGAUUCACCAGGUACCACGAGACGGUACUCGAAGCGAAACCAAACUCGCUCCUCAACAAGGUAGUCCACCAACUCGCGUCCUCCUCAUCUGCCGCCUCCUCCGCCACCUCCUCCUCCGCCCAGACGGCCGCCCAGGCGAUAGGGCGCUAUGCCAACCUCUUUACAUCCACCAAAGACAACCCCUCCGGCACUUCCACACCGAUAGUCAACGCGCAGGCUGCUGCUAUCGCUGCUGGAGGCGCAGCAGGGGUGAGGACGGAUUUAGGUAAUGUUAAUAAGGGGCUGGAGGAGAGGGUGUGGAGCACGGAUGGGGUGGUGACGGUGGGGAUGGCGGAGAGGAUGUUGAGGUGGCAUGCGGAAGCUGUGGGGCGGUGUGUAGAGUUGAGCGGGGGUGACGUGGGCAAGAAUGCGCUAGCAUUGCUCAAAGUGCUUUCAGAGGCGAUAGGCCGCUCAUUCGUCGAAACAUCCCUCGACUCAUCCCUCGUCCUCCUCUCAUCCCAAGACCCCAAGACCGCACCCGACCUCUCGCCGCUGCAGACGUUGAAAGCGACCGCGGGGAUACAUGUGCUCUGGCAAAAGUAUAGUGGGAUGGCGGUGGUGCCGCUGGCGGGGGGGAAUGUGGGGUUGAGAAGGGAGAUGGUGGGGCUGGGGCGGCAUGGGGUGGUGAGGUUGGAGGGGAAGGUUAAUGAGGUUGUGCAGAAGGGUGUUGAUCUCAUACUUGGCCACCUCGCGCAUAUCUUGACGAAACAGAAGAAGAAUGACUACAAACCCAAAAAUGACGAUAUCUCGUUUGCGAGGACGAUCACGGAACCGUGUGAGCUUGCGGUAGAGUUUUUGGGGGAAGUGAGGGAUGCCGUGAGGGGGUGCUUGACGGGCGGGAAUGCGGAGGGGUUCUUGGUGGAGGUUGGGGUUGGGUUCCAUGCGUUGUUGUUGGAUCAUUAUCGCAAGUUCCCGGUGAACCCGACGGGUGGUUUGAUGCUCACAAAGGACCUCGCCUCCUACCAAGACAUCAUCGCGACAUUCUCCAUCCCCGCCCUCAACGAACGUUUCGACAUGCUGCGCCAGCUCGGCAACUCGUUCAUCGUCCAGCCCAACGUGCUCAAGACGUAUCUCACAGAAGGACAUCUGGGCAAGAUUGAGCGAGGGUUGUUGAGGCCGUAUUUGAUGCAGAGGUCGGAUUGGAGUACUUUCUCGAGAGGGCUCGAGCUGGACGAGGCUGGGGUGCUGGGAGGGGAGGAUCUUAUUUCGGUGCCUGCUGCCAACGGCAACGGCAACGGCGGGGGAGGGAGAAUCACGGGGAUGCUGGGCGGGGCGGGGUCGCGUCUCAGUAUGGUCGGCGGCGGGGCGGGCUCGAGGCUGAGUACGAUGUCGGGGGUGGCGGGUGCGGGGAUGGGGAGGCUGAAGGAGAUGAUGAAGGAGUUUGAGGCGGGGGAUGAGAGUAGUCGGAAGGCUGGGAUUGUGGGGCGGGGGCAGCGGGGUGGGGGACUGGGGUACCAACCGACGCCGCUGUUCUACAUGGGGAUGCAUUAG